AUGGGUUCUGUGACUGCAAGCGAUGGAUACUUGAGCAUAACGCCGGAUCCACAGCAAGGCAAAGGCAGUUCAACCUCAAAACCUCUACCGCUAAACAAUGUUGGUCGGGUUCUGUACUCCCACCCUUUGCUUGCUUGGCCGGCCAAUAUCUCAACCACCUUCACUGUAAGGAUUUCCGCCUUCCGAAUUCAACGGGCUCCGGUGAUGGAAUGGCUUUUGUGUUCGCACCAGAUAAUUGUCCCUCACCACCUGAUAGCUAUGGCUCUUAUCUCGGACUCCUUGAUCGAUCAUCCUCUUAUUUGUUUAAGUGAAAGGGAGUACAUGGCAGAGAUAUGCACAAUAGGGCGUCUUAGACACAAGAACUUAGUGCAACUCCAAGGUUGGUGCCAUAAGCGGGAGCAUCUCCUCUUAGUGUACGAGUAUAUGCCGAAUGGUAGCCUGGACCAUUUCAUCGGAAUAGCGUUUCUCGACUGGAAAACGAGGUACAAUAUAUUAAAAGGGCUGGCAUCGGCAUUACUAUACCUGCACGAAGAGUGUGGCAACCCUGUUGUUCAUCGAGACGUUAAGCCAAACAAUGUGAUGUUGGAUUCUGAUUAUAAUGCUCAUUUAGGUGAUUUUGGGCUCGCAAGAUUGCUUGAAAACGAUGCUUCUGUAACAACCGUGUUAGCAGGAACUCCAGGAUACUUGGCCCCAGAAGCAGGCUACACGGGGAAGGCUACCCCAGUAUAG
Carya illinoinensis is the source of this 729-nucleotide messenger RNA. Its product is annotated as probable L-type lectin-domain containing receptor kinase S.7. The record is from RefSeq and is a predicted model, not a curated record. Gene Ontology annotation, biological process: protein phosphorylation. The transcript is spliced from 2 exons. Bases 1 to 729 code for a protein of 242 amino acids. NCBI's taxonomy places the organism in Eukaryota, Viridiplantae, Streptophyta, Magnoliopsida, Fagales, Juglandaceae. Gene Ontology annotation, cellular component: plasma membrane. Gene Ontology annotation, molecular function: ATP binding; protein kinase activity.